Messenger RNA from Trematosphaeria pertusa, 252 nucleotides. RefSeq lists its product as uncharacterized. The annotation marks the transcript as partial. Lineage: Eukaryota; Fungi; Ascomycota; Dothideomycetes; Pleosporales; Trematosphaeriaceae. The transcript has a single exon. The record is from RefSeq and is a predicted model, not a curated record.
AUCCGUCUUCUGAACCUUCAACCAGGUUCAUUCGACGAUCCUAUCUGCUGCUAUCUUGACCAAGUCUCCCUCAGCGCUGGGCGUGCCUACGAAGCCCUCUCAUACGUCUGGGGGAACGCCAGCGACACUUCGCCCAUGGGCCUUGACGGGGCGACGUACUAUAUUACGAAAAUCUUGGAAUGCGCAUUGCGGUAUUUGCGGCACAAGGUAUCUCCCAGAGUCCUCUGGGUCGAUGCCGUCUGUAUAAACUAA